UGCGGGAAACGCCACGUCUCUCUGGACUUACCUACGUGGCGCAUUCACGUGCGCGCAUAUUUAUUUUAAUCUCUUUCGCGCUCUUUAAUGCCGAACGGGGCUCGUCAUCUCAUGGGGAAGUUAAUCGUUACUUUAUAUUUAGCCAGGUUCAGCCGCAUAGUUUUAUUGUGAUGCGCGCACGAGAGCACGCUUUUAAUAUAGAUUAGAUGUAUAUAUAUAUAUACAUGUGGCAAAAAGAAUGAGUCAGGCAGCACACAUUGCAUAAGAUGUCGCGGCUGGAUGGGCCUAUGCGUCCAGACUUAGCUGCAGAUUACUUGUAUCAAUAAAUGCGGCAUUGGAUAAAUAUCUGUUCGACAAACGUAUUCCUCUCGUUUACUUGUUCGCUGGCUCGCUCGCUCGCUCGUCAAUUUCAAAGAAACAAUAACAUUUAGGGAAAAAAAUUUUGAAGUGUUUUUGCACGCUGUUCUUGUACACAUAUUCCUCGCAUUUUUCUCGGUACCGGCCUUGUAAUAAUUUACUUUUUUAUCGCACGAAUUAUUAAUGCGAAUCAUCGAAACGUAACGAAAGCGAAGGCCGAACAAUUUUCUAAAUUAGUUUUGAGUUGUCUUAUAAACGUUGUCACUUAUAAAGGUACGCUUUGUUACAUCUUGCCGUUUGCGAAACGCUUGCUGUUCGCGGCCGCAUGUAAUUGUAAGAUAACGAUGAAGCUAUUGUGGCUCGUAAGUAGGAUCGUCAUGAGGCUCACCAUGUCUCAUCAUAUCGUUACCGUAUGCGUGGUGUGUGUACUGUGCGCCGCACACGUGCCUUGUUCGGCGCAUACGAAUUUAUCGGCGAUGCAGGCGUCGGACAAUUCAACAAGUACCAAAAAUCACUCGGAUCCACACGCGCAGGGACAACAAGGGUUUUGGCCGAUAAGAUCUAAGACUGUAGAUCCGUAUCUGAAGAAUCAACAGAAAUACAAUCCAAAUAACGUCACUAGCAAUAAGCGCGACGCUGUGAGAUCUCGUAAUAGUCUGCGACGCAUCGACAGUAAUAAUAACACUAUCUCGGUAACCGCUGAUGCGACAUCGACUGCAUCGUACGAUACUCAUCUUAAGAAGCAGAUGACAGAAAGCUUAAAGGGCGGCGGGAGUCCGCAGGACACACGGCCGUCCGUUGGGAGCGCGAACGCGUUUGUAAAUUCAAGAGACGCGGAGCUCUUGGAGCGUCUGUCUCAAACGGAGUUGAUGCCGGAUGUCAAAGAACAGAAGUCUGCACAGUCUAGUGAAAAUUUACGUACUGUUAAUAAAUCUAGAUUAAAAAGAGACGUGAACGAGAGGUACUUCAUGCAGAAGAUCUUCGAGGCCUACGGCGAUGGAACGAGUAUAACUAUGGAGGGUUUCGAGAAACUUGUCCGAAAACUAGGUCUACUAAGAUUAUUGACUGAUGUAUCGGAGGUGGAUAACGGUGGCACUGAUAGAAAUAGUAAGAGUUUUCCAAGUAAAGGCCUACACGACACAGAUAGUAAGAAUAACAAGGAAAGGUGCUUAAAUAGUCAAGAGUUACUGAGUACUGUCGCCCAAGAUACGCAUUACGUUUCCAACAGUAACGCGACGACAUUGCCUAGCUGGCUCUUCGAACGCGUAUGUCCGGUUCUUGUGUAUCAAUUAGCGGCCGAAUCCAGUUCGGAGAGGAACGGCUGUAUACGAGUACCCGAGAAUUACAAGCCCGUCGUGCCAGUCGAUAAGUUUUAUACCACAGAGGAUUCGGCGCGCAAUACUGUAAAAGUUUGGGUAUAUUCAACAGUUAGUAUUUUCGUAAUUAGUCUUAGCGGGCUGCUCGGCGUAGCAGUAAUUCCGAUCAUGGGAAAGAACUAUUAUCAUCACGUGCUACAAUUUCUAGUUGCGCUGGCCGUAGGUACUUUAACCGGUGAUGCCUUUAUCCAUCUAUUACCACACGCGAUGAUGCCGCUUCAUCAGCACGAACACGACGAACAUGAGGAACAUCACGACGAAAGCGCGUUAUUAAUUGAUCAUGCGAAUCUACACAGCAUGAACAUGUGGAAAGGAUUGGUCGCUAUGAUGGGCUUCGUGGUAUUCUUCUUCACCGAAAAGGCGAUAAAUAUGAUAUCCGAAUGGUGGAAACAUUGGCAGCAUAGAAAAAAAUUACCUACGCGAGUGAGAGUGAUGAGAGAGAGUGAUGGCCCAAACAGUAAUGUUGUCGGUGAAAAGCUGUGUAAACACAAGUACUCAUCGUACCCGUAUUGUUACGGCGAAAUCGCUAGCGAAACUCAAGAUAAUCAUCACACUCGCACUCGAAUGAAUCAUCAUGAAAGACCACCUAUCAUCGAGGAGGAGAAACCGUUGACGUCCAACUGUAAUUCCGUCACGAAAAUCGUGGCCGAUGACAUGGAGAAAAAACCAAAGGAUGAUUGGAGAAUGGACGACCCGAUCGAAAAUGCUAAGAAAAGUGUCGAUGGUGCCGAUGUAUCGUUAAAUGAAUCGGAGAGCUACACCGUCAUAAUACGCGAACACGAGACCAAACAUCACGGCCAUAGUCAUUCCCACGGCCACGUACACUCGGCCCCCGAAUCAAUGUCCAACGUGGCUUGGAUGGUCGUAAUGGGGGAUGGUUUGCACAAUUUUACGGAUGGAAUGGCUAUCGGAGCGGCUUUCUCGGCAAACAUCGCAGGUGGAUUUUCCACGGCUAUCGCUGUCCUCUGUCACGAGUUACCUCACGAACUUGGUGACUUUGCGGUGCUACUAAAAGCGGGCAUGAGUACCAAACGGGCUGUUUUUUAUAAUGUGCUAUCUUCAGUGCUCUGUGUGUUAGGUAUGAUAAGUGGAAUAUUGUUGGGAAGUACUCCCGACGCCACCAGCUGGAUAUUCGCAGUUGCCGCUGGAAUAUUUAUAUAUAUAGCAUUAGUAGACAUGGUACCAGAAUUGACGUCGAGUCAUUCCGCGGAAAGUGGUUCGCGAUUGCAAUGCGUUUGGCAAACUUUAGGCUUAUCGACAGGCCUCGGGAUUAUGUUACUUAUCGCCGCCUACGAGCACGAUCUUAAACAUAUUUUCGACAAUUAGAUUUACUAGAGUAACUGCUUGUAUUGAUGUCAUAAACGAAACUUCUUCCUAUUACGUUGAAAUUGUCAAAUUAUCUCUUUUGGAUUUAAUCUCGAUUCUAGCAAUUCUUUAGCACUUAAUGGUUCAGUGAAAGUUGCUCUCUCUCUCUUCCUCUCUGCAGUAAUUAUUAUUUCGUACAUUUCGAAAGAAAGAACGUAAUGGGAAGGCUACAUAAAUUAGAUCGCAAUUUAGAUGAAGCGACAAUAUCCGAACUAGGAUUGCCGGUAAAAGUACUUUAGAAAAACGAAAGAGCGUUGAAUUUCUGAAGAAAUAAGAUUUCUAUUAGACAGAGUACCAAUAAUCGAAUUGUCAAACAAUCGAAUUACAAACUGUGUUAAUUAUUUCCGAACCAAUCGUAUUAAAGAUAUUUUCAUGCUUUUUCUAAGAUCAGCUUAAAAAUACUCGUAUCGAGUGAGCAAAAUUAAUUUUUCAUCAUGAUAAGAUAAAUUUUAAAUCGUGUAGUAGCUACAUAAAUAAUCGUCAAGAGACUGAACGAUUCUGAAAUAGCAAUUUUUUUCCCUUUUUUUACAAAGUUAUUCGCAUGUCAACAAUGCCAGUUAUUGUCAUUGAUUCACAUUCAUUGUUAAAUGUACGAUAUUGAUAUAGUAUCACGUAUAGUAUUAUUUUACGAAUGAAAGAUUAAUUUUGUACAAGUGCUCCGUGUAGAUUACACGGACAUAACGAUUUAAUACGACAUUUCCAAUCAACUAGCUGGAAUAAUGGUACGAGAGUUUACAUGUGGUACAUUACAUUUAAGUAUUGUUAGUUUGCAGCAAAUUUGUGAUAAUUUUGCAUAACCAGUUACUUACGAAUCAAUGUAUAUUUCAUUAUAGGUGUACAACUACAUUAUCGAUACUUAUAAUAUUCAUCGUAAUAUUCUUGCAAUUUAAAUAGAUCUAUCACAAUAAGAAUGUAAAUUUAUUUUUUUAACUGUCUUGUUAUAUUUUUUUUACAAGAAAGUAUAAACUGUGCUGCAAACGAUCUCAAAAAAAGGUGUCUCACGAAUAAACAUGGCUUAAAAGAAGUAUCAUACAUGACAAUAUUUGAGAAACUUGUAUUUAUGUUUAUAAUACACGAGUGUUUAUUUUCGCCAAAUAUUAAUGAUAACGUUAAUAUUAAUAAUAACAGUAAUGAUAGUAAUAAUUUUAGGCUUUUAUAUACACUGUAUUGAAACAUUAAGAACUUUAAUUUUUCUGACGUCGCCACUUUUACUUUAUUGAUUAUGAUGAUGUGUGUAUAUUGGAAUGCAUUUAAAUGUAGCAAGAAAUUGUAGCUAUGUAAAAAAUUGUACACGUUGCUGAUACAUUGACUUUUCAAAAAAUUAUUGCUAUUCUGUCGAAAAUUUAAUUUUAUCCAUCUUUUAUACAGUAUAAGUUCCUCUUCAUUGUAUAUAAUUAGUAUUAAUAUUAUGUAACCAAUAACGCAGGCGUGCUAUUUUGGUUAUUUUUAUAGAAAAUGUAAAAAUGUAAAGAGCGUUCUUGUAAAAUCAAUUUUGUUUAUACAUAAUUGAGAUUUGAACUGCGCUACUGAAAUACAGAUACAAUAAGCUACA
Messenger RNA from Wasmannia auropunctata (little fire ant), 4650 nucleotides. RefSeq names its product zinc transporter foi-like. Gene Ontology annotation, molecular function: zinc ion transmembrane transporter activity. The transcript has 11 exons. The record is from RefSeq and is a predicted model, not a curated record. Bases 702 to 3059 code for a protein of 785 amino acids. Lineage: Eukaryota; Metazoa; Arthropoda; Insecta; Hymenoptera; Formicidae. Gene Ontology annotation, cellular component: membrane. Gene Ontology annotation, biological process: zinc ion import across plasma membrane; intracellular zinc ion homeostasis.